This is a messenger RNA of Penicillium argentinense, 1029 nucleotides long. RefSeq lists its product as uncharacterized. NCBI's taxonomy places the organism in Eukaryota, Fungi, Ascomycota, Eurotiomycetes, Eurotiales, Aspergillaceae. The record is from RefSeq and is a predicted model, not a curated record. The coding region runs from base 1 to 1029 and encodes 342 amino acids. The transcript is spliced from 6 exons.
AUGAGCGCGACAGGAGGCACGCCUCCAAUGGCAACAGCUGUGAGAGCAGUUGUAGGAACUGUGGCGCUUUUGGAUUUGAUUUUUUGCAUGACCAGGCUCUAUAUACGCAAAUUUGUGAGGAAUGCAUUUGGAGUGGAUGACUAUUUUGUCAUUAUCGCACUUAUCUGGGUAUUAUUCUUUGCCGCUCUGUCCAUCGCACUCACAUUCUAUGGGAUCGGCUAUCAUCAAGACGACAUUCCCCUGGAGAAAUUGCCGAAUAUGCAAUAUGCCGUCUACAUCUCCCUGUGCACCUACCUUUUCGUCGCCUGUUCCGUCAAAAUAAGCGUGGUGAUCUUCAUCAUGCGCGUCUUCCCUACGAACUUCAUCCGCUACUACGGCUUCGGCAUCAUUGCUUUCAUGGUACUCCUGACAAUUUCAGGGGAAGUGCCUUUGAUCUUCCAGUGUAAGCCUGUACGCGCUGCCUACGACAAAACGGUUCCCGGAUACAAAUGUUUUACUCCGGAUACUCUCUUCGACAUCGAGAUGUAUCAAGGCGUUUUGAUGUUUUUCAUCGAUAUUGCCAUCAUCACGAUGCCAAUACCGACUAUUUGGAAGCUUCAGAUGCCUAUACAGCGCCGGCUUUCAAUCAUAGGUGUUUUCUCCUUGGGUUUGGUUGCUUGCGCAGUUGGUCUGGCUCGACUCCCAACUCUCGUAUACCAGAAGAAUAUUACCGACUUCACUUAUGCUGGAGCUACUCCCUUAAUCUGGCUGAACAUGGAAUUUGGCCUUGCCUUAGUGACCGGCUCACUGCCAUCUAUGCGUGUUCUCCUAAGAUCACUCCCAGGCUUUGGCUCCGCCAACAAAACAUCAAGCAAGACCCGAAGUCAGGAAUGGUCUAGCAACAAUGACCAAGCGAAAUACCCCCUGGGCAACCAGAAUCGCUGGUCAAAGAAGCCGCUGGGGAGAAAUAUCAACUUGGAGACUUUUGAAAGCCUUGCCAGCGAAAGUCAAGAGAGGAUUGUCCACACUCAUCCCCCGGGUUACAUAUAG